Molecule: messenger RNA, 1113 nt
Organism: Parnassius mnemosyne (clouded apollo)
Lineage: Eukaryota; Metazoa; Arthropoda; Insecta; Lepidoptera; Papilionidae
Source: the annotation of a GenBank genome assembly
AUGGAGACUCUAGUUCUAAUACCUCAGGAAUUGAGCUUGGCGUUAAGGCCAGGGGGUGCAAGGGGCCGCGAGGCGUCCGUCAGCGUUUGGACUUCGACAGAACUGCAGCGAGGAUCUCUCCUUUAUCCUUUCCAGGGUACCAUCAGGAUUGAUAAACUACACGUAUAUUCCUACGUACCGGACCAUGAUAUUCGUCACCGAUUCGGUCUUUUUGAUGAAGUUUGUACUUCGGGAGGGGUGCAGGUGCGGCAUUGCAAUUGGAUUAGAUUUCUUCGUGUGUCUGAGAACUAUGGGCCACAAGUAAAUUUAGUCUGCACAAAAAUUAAGGGUGAGCCAGUAUACGAAGCGGUGAAGCCAGUGUCAGCUCAUACGGAACUAAUAGUUUAUUACCUUCCUGAGAGACCAGAGGAAUUAUUCUUCGUCAGGAUGAGGAAUAACUUGUAUAGACAAACCAUGGACUCUAUAUUAGAAGAUUCUCCACUAGACUUAUCCACUUCACUUCUGUCUCGAGUACUUUUACCAAUAUCUCCACCAUCAGGAGCGGAAGAUGAGCAUAAAUCAGUAUCCGGUGACUCCUUAACGUCUUCAUCAGCUGGAUCAUCUAGUGAGCUUUUAGAAUUGACCCCAAAAAUUCAAAGAAGACCAGCGAAAUCAGAAAGAGCUUUGUUACCUUGCGAAGUUUGUGGAAAAGCAUUUGAUCGACCAUCACUUUUAAAGAGGCAUAUGCGUACUCAUACAGGUGAAAAACCACAUGUCUGCAUGGUAUGCAACAAAGGUUUUAGCACUUCAAGUAGUCUAAACACUCACAGGCGGAUACAUUCUGGAGAAAAGCCGCAUCAAUGUCAACACUGUGGCAAGAGAUUUACGGCUAGUUCGAAUCUGUACUACCAUCGGAUGACGCAUAUAAAGGAGAAGCCCCACAAAUGCAGCUUGUGCUCAAAGUCAUUUCCAACUCCCGGAGACCUGAAGUCCCACAUGUAUGUGCACAGCGGAUCCUGGCCAUACAAAUGUCACAUUUGCUCCAGGGGAUUCUCCAAACACACCAAUCUGAAGAACCACCUGUUUUUACAUACGGCUAAACAUCAAAGGAAUAGCGCCAAGGAUGCUACCUGA